Messenger RNA from Notechis scutatus (mainland tiger snake), 3398 nucleotides. RefSeq names its product MAX network transcriptional repressor (gene MNT). Gene Ontology annotation, molecular function: RNA polymerase II cis-regulatory region sequence-specific DNA binding; protein dimerization activity; DNA-binding transcription factor activity, RNA polymerase II-specific. The record is from RefSeq and is a predicted model, not a curated record. Gene Ontology annotation, biological process: regulation of transcription by RNA polymerase II. Lineage: Eukaryota; Metazoa; Chordata; Lepidosauria; Squamata; Elapidae.
UAUGGUUUUUAUUGGGGGGGGGGGGGUGGGGGGAAGGGGAACUUUGAAGUCUCCCAAGACUUUGGAUCCUUCCCCGAGGCGCCGUCUUCAAGCAAUGAGCAUUGAGACCUUGUUAGAAGCGGCCAGAUUUCUGGAAUGGCAAGCUCAGCAACAGAAAACACGUGAAGAAAAUGAAAAACAUGAAAAACUCUGCCAGGAGCGUGAACAGGAACAGAAGAAGGCCAGCGUGCAAAGGGUUAACCAUGUCGCCCAGCCGGAAGAAUCCCACAAAGACCUCCAGGCUCUCCCUUUGUCUCCGCCCACUCCAGCUCCUCCCCCUCCUCUUCCCCCCUCCCUGGCAGCUCCCAUUUCCGUCAUCCCCAUCCCGGUCGUCACCAGCCCCCCUCAGCCAGCCCCCCAGAGUACCUUGUCCCCCCCACUUAUCCAGCGGCACUCACCCAUGUUAAACAUGGGUCUCAGUAAGGAGCCCCCGCUGAUGGCCCCCGUGAUCCAGAAGACUUCGGGGUCCCUUCUUCCGGACAUCAAGGUCCCCACACCCCCUUCGGCCAGCCCCAGCCAGCUGCCCCACUAUGCCACUUCCGUCUUGGCUAUUUCUCCACAUCAUAUGGCCCAGCCGCCAAUCAAGCCCCAGCCCCCUACCCACCAGCCACUCCUCCCGCAUCACGUGCCUCCACCACUCAACAUCAAGGUGAACCCGUUAGAAGAGGCCAAGCCCAGCGAGCAAAAGAAGAGACCUGGCGGAGUUGGCACCCGAGAAGUCCAUAAUAAAUUGGAGAAGAACAGACGUGCCCACUUGAAAGAAUGUUUUGAGACCCUCAAGAGAAACAUCCCCAAUGUCGACGACAAGAAAACCUCAAACCUCAGCGUCCUAAGGAGUGCCUUGAGAUAUAUCCAGACCUUGAAACGCAAAGAGAAAGAGUAUGAGCAUGAGAUGGAGCGGCUGGCGAGAGAGAAAAUUGCCACGCAGCAACGUUUGGCAGAGCUGAAGAAUGAGUUGAGUCAGUGGAUGGAUGUCUUGGAAAUUGACCGGAUAAUCCGCCAGACAGUUCAACCAGAAGAUGAUCAGGCAUCCACUUCAACUGCUUCAGAAGGAGAAGACAAUAUGGAUGAGGACAUGGAAGACAACAGCCCUGUCAAUUCGUUGCCGAAGCUCACGCACCGCCAGCAUCCCGAGCUCUUGAAAGCAGUGGCCCCCAUCGCUGCUGCCCAUCGCCCAUCGGUUCUGCCGCUGGCCCAGAAGCACGUCCCACCCCAUGUCCCACCCCCCCUCCAGCCCCAGGCCCUGGUUCAGCCCCAAGCGAUUGUCCCUGCACAGACUCACCUCGUGGCGGCUUCCACCGUGCAAUCGACUGUUAUCGCCCACACGGCCACUACCCACGCCUCCGUCAUUCAGACUGUCAACCAUGUCCUCCCGGGCCCCCAGCCCAAGCACAUUGCCCACCUCGCACCCUCGUCCACCUCCAGCCCAGUCCAGCUGACGACCACGGCUCAGCCCAUCGGCCACAUCACUGUGCACCCGGCCGCCCUCAACCACGUAACCCACCUGGGUCAGCAGCUCCCCCUGUACCCGCAGCCCGUGGCGGUCAGCCAGCCCGUGGUGGGCCACAUUGCGCACGCCAUCUCUCACCAGCAAGUGAAUGGAACUGCCAGCCUUGGCCAGCCAGCGGUCAUGGCGAAGCCCGGCGUUGGAACUCAAGUUAUCCACCACCAACAGCUGGUGGGCCAAACAGUCUUGAACCCCGUCACCAUGGUUACCAUGCCCCCUUUUCCCGUAAGCACCUUGAAGCUGGCGUAGAAUCAGCUGCAAAACAACUGGAUAAAACUCCAUACAUUCCAACUGCCCCGUGGCAGAGAAGUUAGGAGUGAGAGAGGGUUGGAGGCACUGACCCUCCAGCGAGAAGAUGGCGCAAGAGAGAGAGAGAGGGCUGCGGGACAGGCAGAGAUAACCUUUCCUCCCUCCACCUGUCCCUUCCCCAGUUUUUUUUUUUUUCUUCCUGUUUUGAUUUCUCUCAAGAAACUCGGUCAUGGGAGGGAGGGCGUGGGGUGGGUGGGGAGUAGAAAAACCCAUAAGGGCUGCUUCUGCACUUGAAUUUUCCCUAAUCAGAGAGAAAAAUAAAUAAAUCAAUAAACUGUCCUUCACAGUGAUUUUUUUUUUUCUUUUGACAUGUAAUCAGUGAAAUAAGACUGUAAUAAAGUUCUUAAGACAUUGACUUUUCCUUUCAACCACCCCAGCCGUCACGACCGUUUUUUUUUAAAAAAAACUUCCAUUAUUUUAUUUUAUUUUUUGAUGUGUUGCUUCUUCAUAGUUCCUUUUUUUAAUGGCUGAUCUCUUUUAUUAAGACUUUGCAUAGAGGAAAAAGAAAAAGAAAUCAUAGAAAAUAUAUAUAUAUAUAUUUAUAUAUAUAUAUCUACCUGCAUAUAGCUACAUAUGUAUAAAAAUAUGAACACCAUCGAUGGGAAAAUCCUUUUGUUUCCAGGAAUAAUGGACACAUGGUCAACAUCACUCCUCCUGCUUUGAAAGGAGAGAAGAGAUAGCAUCCUUUCUUUUUUUUUAAAGCAUCUUGAAAAGAUAAAGAUGGUUUUGUGGACCAGGGUAUUUAAAAAAAAAAAAGGCAAAACACAUUACUCCUUUCCCAACUCCUCAUUAUAUUUACAUUUCAGUAAAAUCAUCCAUAAUCACUGUGACUUGUUAUGGCAUUUUAAGGAUACCCUCUGUCUAAUAAAAAGGUAAAAAAAUGAGGUUGCACACCCGUGGAAUUUGUGAUUUAUUGUAAUGUUCAAACCUCCUGAUCAAUUGAUUUUUUUAAAAAAUUCGUUUUCUUACCUGCUUUUAUGCCUGAUUUGGGGUUUGAUUCUGGGUCUUUGAACAUCUAAUGGUUCCUGCAUGGCAUGGAUCCAACCUGUGGCUUGGAUCCAGAUAGAAAUGAAAACUCAAAAAAAAAAAAAAAAGGUCUUGUGAUCUGAAGAGCAGGGAGCAAGUCAUAAUUCUCUCUGUUGAAAUGCAUAAUUCAUCCAUAGCUCCUUGCUCUUAAGUUUUAUUCCAUCUUUUAAGUGGUACGAAGUUGGUAGUUAACACGGAGGGUUUGUGUGAGGGUAGUGAAAUGUUGGAGCCUCCAAAUCUUGAAGUGACUUUAAGAAUAAGCUUUAGGGAUUUUUUUUUUAUUUUUUUUUACUUGCACAUUUUAUUUCUUGUUAGAUGUUCAGGGAAAUGAAAUGUUCAGAGUAGCAUGCAAAGCACACCGCUGGAUUUUAUCAAGCAAAAUUACUGUUAGCUCAUUGGCAGUUCUGGGUUGCAUCAACCCAGCUGGAGAACUUUGAAGUACACUUGGGUGGAUCAAAGUGAUCUGGUUAAUUCAGUAAACCGUGAUUAAAAUAAACAAUGCUGUAGCGUUAAACAA